This is a messenger RNA of Nycticebus coucang (slow loris), 1077 nucleotides long. RefSeq names its product ribosome production factor 2 homolog (gene RPF2). Gene Ontology annotation, molecular function: rRNA binding. NCBI's taxonomy places the organism in Eukaryota, Metazoa, Chordata, Mammalia, Primates, Lorisidae. The transcript has 10 exons. The coding region runs from base 247 to 1068 and encodes 273 amino acids. The record is from RefSeq and is a predicted model, not a curated record. Gene Ontology annotation, cellular component: nucleolus. Gene Ontology annotation, biological process: ribosomal large subunit assembly; maturation of LSU-rRNA from tricistronic rRNA transcript (SSU-rRNA, 5.8S rRNA, LSU-rRNA).
AUCCUAGCCAGUAGAGAAACGUCUGGCUUCCUAAAAGUGAGCGAGAUGGUAGAGUGAUCAGGAACGUAGGCCUCCUCGGAAUCCGACAGAUCUGGGUGACAAUCGGACGCGUCCGCUUAAAGCUUUGUGACUUUUUGACCAUCAUAGUCAUACUAAAUAGAGCUGUGAGGAAAGCCCAAGACAAAAAGAGCCAAGAGAUUCCUUGAGAAGAGAGAACCAAAACUCAGUGAAAAUAUUAAAAAUGCCAUGCUGAUUAAAGGAGGAAAUGCAAGUGCAACAGUGACACAGGCACUGAGAGAUGUGUAUGCCCUGAAAAAACCAUAUGGUGUUCUGUACAAAAAGAAAAAUAUUACAAGACCAUUUGAGGAUCAGACAUCUCUGGAAUUCUUUUCAAAGAAGUCAGAUUGUUCUUUAUUCAUGUUUGGUUGCCAUAAUAAGAAGCGGCCAAAUAAUCUAGUAAUAGGUCGUAUGUAUGACUAUCAUGUGCUGGAUAUGAUUGAAUUAGGUAUUGAAAAGUUUGUCUCUCUAAAAGACAUUAAGAACAGUAAAUGUCCAGAGGGAACAAAACCCAUGUUAAUAUUUGCUGGUGAUGAUUUUGAUUUAACAGAAGACUAUAGAAGAUUAAAAAAUCUUCUUAUUGAUUUUUUCAGAGGACCCACAGUAUCAAAUAUCCGCCUGGCUGGAUUAGAGUAUGUUCUGCACUUCACUUCACUGAAUGGGAAGAUUUACUUUCGAAGCUAUAAGUUGCUGUUGAAGAAAUCUGGUUUUAGAACGCCCCGGAUUGAAUUGGAAGAAAUGGGACCCUCGCUGGAUCUAGUUUUGAGAAGGACUCACCUAGCGUCAGAUGACCUUUAUAAAUUAUCUAUGAAAAUGCCAAAAGCUCUCAAGCCAAAGAAGAAGAAAAAUAUCUCCCAUGACACUUUUGGUACAACUUAUGGAACGAUUCAUAUGCAGAAACAAGACCUAAGCAAACUACAAACCAGGAAAAUGAAGGGGUUGAAGAAGCGACCUGCAGAAAGGAUAACAGACUAUCAGGAGAAAAAAUCAAAGAGAGUUAAAAAAAAUUGAUGGAGCUUA